UUAUCCAUUGGGAACUGGAGGAUUUUUGUGGAUGAUAUUUGUGUAUUGAUUUUCCACAAUGACUUGCAAAGUCUUCCAUGAUCCCUUAGCUCACGUCUAUCUAUACAAACAACUAUUACUUCAUGUAGUUUGUUCAUCAUAUUUCUUCACAUUCUUCUAAAAAGUUGAGGUUGAAUCAUGGGAAAUCAGUGGGUUUGGGGGCUUCAUCUCGUUUUCUUAAGUAUGUUUUUGGUUGCAACCAAAUAUACUUCUUGUCUGGGGGCUCAAAAUUCAACAAGAAGCUGCCAUGAACGAGAGAGACUAGCACUACUCCAGUUCAAAGACAGCGUCAAAGAUGACUUUAAAAUGCUAUCAUCAUGGGUUGGCAUUGAUUGUUGCUCAUGGAAAGGAGUCCGCUGUGAUGGUGCCACCGGAAGAGUUUUCAGUCUUCAUCUCAGAGGAACUUUGGGCGACUAUGAUUACAACGAAGACUUCUUCUUAGGUUACUACUUAAAAGGUGAUAAGGUGAACGCAUGUUUGGCUGAGUUAAGACAUCUGCAACAUCUGGAUUUGAGCGGAAAUUAUUUUAAAGAAAGUCCGAUUCCGGAAUUCAUUGGAUCCUUCAAGCAGCUAAGUUACCUCAAUCUCUCAAAUGCAGGUUUUAGUGGUAUUAUUCCCCAUCACAUUGGAAAUCUCUCCAAUUUGAAGGUUCUGGAUCUUGGUUCAAAUGAUAUUCUCACGUCAAAUGAUAUGGCAUGGGUUUCUGGCCUUUCCUCACUUGAGCAUCUUCACUUGAGCAACGUAAAUCUUUCUCAAGCCAACAAUGCUGAUAUGACAUUUUACAUGAUUCCUUCAUUAACAUAUUUAAGUCUUCAAAACUGUAGACUUUCUAAUGCUGAUCUUGGACUUCAUCUUAAUUCAAGUAAUAUACUUCCCAACAUUGAACAUCUGGAUCUUAGCUCCAACUUCUUUGAAGGUCAACUCCCUCACUUUUUUCAGAACUUGACAUCCUUAACGUUCCUUGAUCUUUCAAGAUAUAAUCUUAGUCUGGCAUGGAACUCUGUAAACCUGCUAAACACGAUCCCUUCUUUAUCAGAAUUGCAUUUGUCAGAGUGUGGGCUUCACAAUGCCCCCUUUUCAGCCACUUAUUUGAAUUCCAGUGCCCAUUCUAACAUACAAUAUCUUGAUCUUAGCUGGAAUUCAAUUGGGGGUAGGUUUCCAUCUGAACUAAUGAACAUCACAUCCCUAAAAGUCCUUGACCUUUCAUCUAGCAGUUUGAACUCAUCAAUUCCUGUCAUGCCUAACCUUUUAAAGCUUGAUGUUUCUGGAAAUAAGUUUGAGCACAUCGAGCUUGUUGGGAUUUGGAGACAAUGUCAUCUGAAGGAAUUGAGUGUAUCUGUUAUUUUUUUUGGAGGAGAAUUGAUAGGCCCAUCAUCAAACACGUCUGAAUGUUCCCACUAUGCUUUAGAGGUGUUGGAAUCAAUCGGAAAUGGAUUCAACGGUUCAAUUCCAGAAUCAUUGGGAAGAUUAACAGGUUUAACUCAUUUAAAUCUGCAAUCAAACCUGUUAACAGGUCCAAUCCCAGUUACAGUUGGGCAACUCACCAAACUCGUUGACUUAGAUGUCUCUGAAAAUUCUUUAGAAGGAGUGGUUUUGGAAGCCCAUCUUGCUAACCUCUCAAUGUUGAAGAGCUUGGAUAUAUCUUCCCAUCAUAAGUUGAUUAUUAAUAUCUCAAAUGAUUGGAUUCCUCCAUUCCAACUGAGGCAUGUUCAACUUAGUUCUUGCAAGAUUGAAAAUGGAUUUCCAGAGUGGUUGCAAAAUCAAAGGAUGCUUGAGGAGUUGGUAUUGUCUAAUGCUAGCCUAUAUGGUCUUCCACCAACAUGGCUUCAGAAUAUGCCCGUGCUUUCUACAUUAGAUCUCUCUCACAACAAACUCAUUGGAUCUUUGAUAAACCUUCCAUUUAGCGAACAUACUUUGGUUUUAUCUCUAAAAGACAACCUUUUCAAUGGGUCAAUUCCAAGGUCAAUGUGUAGAACAAAAUGGUUGGUAAUUCUCGAUGUUUCCAGCAAUCGGUUAUCUGGAGUCCUCCCAAGUUCUUUAGGAAAGUUGAGAUACUUGCAAUGGUUAAAACUGAAUGACAAUAACUUCAGUGGCCAAAUACCACAAGACUUGGGAAAGUUGGGAAUCUUAGAAGUUUUGGAUUUGGGCAAUAACGAAUUCUCAGGAAACAUACCAAAAUGGAUUGGAGAAGAACUUUCAGAAUUGAGGAUUCUGAGGUUGCAUAAAAACAACUUCACAGGAGGUAUUCCUCAUUCUUUGUGCAAAUGUUCAUCUCUUCAUAUUUUAGACAUCGCACACAACAACUUAACAGGAUCCAUCCCUCAUUGUUUUGGAAAGUUGAGCGGGAUGGUUGAGGCAAGAGAUGCAUUUAAUUAUCAAGUGUAUUACAAGGAGGAGGAACAUCUGAUGGAUGUGAUUCAAGUCUUUAAAGGAAGCGAGCUUGAUUAUACAAAAACGAGAUAUAUAGUUGUUAACAUGGACCUUUCAAGCAAUAAACUUACAGGAGAAAUCCCUCCAGAGAUAACUGCACUUGCUAUGUUGAUGGGUCUCAAUUUGUCUCAUAAUCAUCUGAGUGGGAGUAUUCCAGAUAGCAUCGGAAACAUGAAGGCGUUAGCAUCUCUUGACUUCUCAGACAACCAACUAAGCGGGACGAUCCCUCCAAGCAUGGCUGCUUUGAACGAUUUGAGCUCUUUGAAUCUGUCAUACAACAAAUUGUCAGGAAGAAUUCCAACCGGAAAACAACUGCAGACACUUAUCGACCCAUCAAUAUAUGCUGGUAACAGGGAUCUCUGUGGUGCACCUCUGCAAAAUAAUUGUUCUAAUCCUGAAAACCCACCAGCCACAAGAAGCAAGAAGAAAUACAAAAAGGCUAAUGGGCUAAGGAAGGUAUGGUUUUACUUGGACAUAACGUGUGGAUUUGCAACAGGUUUUUGGGGUAUUAUUGGAGUUUUGGCAUUCAAGAAGGAAUGGAGAAGGAAGCUUUUUAUGAUUGCAGAGGUAACCAUGGAUAAGGUGUAUGUGGCGGUUGCAGUGAAGAUUUCCAAGAUUAAAAGAGGCAGAGAAGCCUAAUAGAUUCUUAUAAUAGACAAUAUUUGUAAAAUUGUUGUUUUGAUUUAAAAUACUCUGUUGUGUAAUAUAUUUAGACCAUGGGUGUGUUUAAUACAAAUAAAAAAAUAUUACAA
Molecule: messenger RNA, 3221 nt
Organism: Helianthus annuus (common sunflower)
Lineage: Eukaryota; Viridiplantae; Streptophyta; Magnoliopsida; Asterales; Asteraceae
Product: receptor-like protein 46
Exons: 2
Coding region: 178-3108 (976 amino acids)
Molecular function (GO): protein binding
Source: RefSeq, a predicted model, not a curated record